CUUGUGUCAGUGAAAAACACGGACUAAAAUUAUGUUACUGGUGAGCUUGUUUGUCGUCUUAGCCGAGUACUGUAUUAUAUUACAUGCAACGGACCCUGUUCCCAAGACGAACGUGAACGCUGAUACAACUUCAAAUACACUGGCGAAUCAGAAAAGGGGGAAAAGCGAAGAAAAUUUAAAUGUUCAACACGAUGCUUCAGGCGGAGAUAAUAGAGAUGAAAAAUUAGAAGAUGCAAAAUCAAAAACUAAUUUUGAAAAUCUACGAUCACUAUAUGGUUAUGAUCACGCCUAUUUUGAAACAUCUGUUAACUUGGGUGGUGCAGAAAAAGAGGAUAAGAAGAUAAAUGAGCAAAUAGGAAACCUAUAUGGUACGUUUAAGGAGAAGUAUGUCCUUCCAAUUGCACCUGAUAAUCUCCGUUACGCCUUUAUAAUAUUCAGACACGGAAUAAGAUCACCUAUGCAUUUUCCCUUUCAAACAAUUUGGGCAUUUCAAAAGAUGUGGGGCUUUGGAAUAGGACUUCUCACCAAAAGAGGUCGGCGUUUAAUGCACCACGUGGGCGAGUCUCUUGGCACAAGAUACAACAAGCUUGUCCCUCAUUUCGACAAGAACGUUGUCCAGUUUUCAUCCUCUAAAGUUGGACGUGCACGGAAGAGCGCAAAGUGUGUGGCAACUGGGAUGUUUGGCCCAAAUGACCCUGUCUUCACAGACAAAGACAGCUUAACAUUGGCUCCAUGCAAAAACCUACCUGGUGUAGAGGUUGGGAACUUUGACAAGUGCGAUCUCUUUGCCGAUGUUGAUUUAAAAUGGUUGAACCAAUGCAAUAUGUAUACCAGAUUGAGAAAACAAAGUCAACAAAGGGAAAAGCAAGAAGUGUCCCCUCAAAGAAAGGUAUUCUAUAAUUUGCUGAAUGAGUGCAUUCAUAACUCGUACCAAAUACCAGGCUUUGCAAGGAAACUUUACCACAGUGCCAAGGCUUUUGAUACAUUCCAAUCAUGGAUUCUCAACAAGAAAGAAGCGCUUAAAGAAUGUGUUGCUCAUGCGAUGCCGGUGAUGCAGAAAGCCGUUCAACUACAUUUGUGGUACGAGAUUCACGGCAAGACAAACAUGGUGGAGUAUUAUAUAGGACUUUUGGUAAAUACAAUCCUGACUGAAAUGAGCAAUGGACUCCAGAAGGAUCCAACACAAAGCAGACAAAAUCUUGAAGAUCCUGAAAAUGGUCACACUGAGUCCAAAUUUGGGGAAAGAAGAUUAAAGAUGCAUUUUCAUGGAUCGCAUGACGUGACAGUAAGCCCGCUGUUCUGGGUUCUUAGCCAAGAUGAGACCUACUAUGCUCUUACAGGAGACACUCUCAUUGUAGAGAUGACCUCAGACUAUACCGUCCAAGUAUUCCUUUUUUCUCCCCUCACAUUGGGAAAGGGCGAGAAAUUUAGGCAGAUAUCAUUAAAACCUCUGUGCGGCAAGGAAGAUUGCAAAUAUGAAGAAUUUGAGAAAGCUUUGACGAAAUUCUCAUAUGAUGAACCUACGUGGAAUUCAAAGUGUAAAGAUGAUGCUAAGCUUACCAGUGAUGAUAGACCUUUGCCACAUGAUAUCAAUGAUGAAGAUUUACAAAUAAUGCAAAGACCAGUGACGAAUUGAAAGAGGAGAGAGUUAAG
Macrosteles quadrilineatus (aster leafhopper) is the source of this 1653-nucleotide messenger RNA. RefSeq lists its product as uncharacterized. The transcript is spliced from 9 exons. The record is from RefSeq and is a predicted model, not a curated record. Bases 32 to 1636 code for a protein of 534 amino acids. Gene Ontology annotation, biological process: dephosphorylation. Lineage: Eukaryota; Metazoa; Arthropoda; Insecta; Hemiptera; Cicadellidae. Gene Ontology annotation, molecular function: phosphatase activity.